AACCACGGCGAGAGUAGGGUCACGGAUCACGUGUGUGACCACGUGCCUCGAUGCCUCUCAAGUGCAAGUUGUCUCUCAUCUCCCUCGCCUACUUCCAUGCUUUUGUACGGCGAUGUAAACAGAUGCUGGGGUGCACUGCGUUUUCGCCGGUUUUACGAAUAACGAACGCCUAAAUCAGAAUCCCAUGGAUCGGGUCGUGCCACGUCGGUCAUGACGUGCGCAAGGGGAAGAUGCUGGCAGGAUGACUCAGCUCUUCGACCACAACCGCAAUGCAACUGGCGUCAAGAACGGCGCCGUCAGGGGCAGCGAUCGCAACGAGGGACCCCACUGGGACCGGGCACUGCCGGUGCCCCCCUGGGCCCUCCGGCUGGGGCCCUGCCUGGUGGUGGCGGCCUCACUGGCCUGCUUCGCCAACAGCGUGAGCGGGGACUUUGUCUUUGACGACUCGGAGGCCGUGGUGAACAACGCCAACGUGCGCCCCGAGACGCCGCUGUCCCGCCUGCUCGAGGAUGACUUCUGGGGCACCCGCCUGCUGGCGCCCUCGAGUCACAAGUCAUACCGUCCCCUCACCACGCUCACCUUCAAGCUCAACUGCCUGGUAGCAGGCGACCUGAGUGCCCCCCAGUUCCACCUGGUGAACCUGGCCCUGCACGCGGCGGUGUCCCUGCUUUGCCUGGGGGCGCUCUUCCCGGUUCUCCUCCAGGGGGCACCACGUGCCUCCCUCCUGUGUGCCCUCCUCUUUGCCGUUCAUCCCGUCCACACCGAAAAUGUGUCUGCUGUUGUAGGAAGGGCUGACCUGCUUUGUGCCCUGUUCUUCGUGCUGUCAUUUCUGUGCUUCGUUCAUUCGUGCUGUGCCAACACCCCGUGUGGCGAGGGUGGUUUGCAGUAUGACGUCCGCUCGUCGUGCCUCUGGCUGCUGGGGUCUGCCGCACUGGCCGUCGUCUCCAUGCUCUGCAAGGAGCCUGGCAUCACUGUCAUUGGGGUGUGCUUUGUUUACGACGUCGUCGUCAUCUGUAAAAUAGACCUCGCUCGCAUCAUCACCCUGUUACAAAACCGCUUCGCCGGGGCACAGAAGUGGCUGCUGCCCUUGGUGCUACGUCAGGCAACGCUCACAACGGCCGGCUACUGGGCCCUCGCGCUGCGCUGGAAGGUCAUGGGCUCCUCGUCACCCGUCUUCCAGAAGAUCGACAACCCCGCCUCGUUCGAGGAAAGUCUCUGGAUCAGGGUGGCCAACUACCAGCACGUGUAUGCACUCAACGUGUGGCUGCUGCUCUGCCCGGAGUGGCUGUGCUUCGACUGGUCCAUGGGCUGCCUCGCCCUCAUCCGGUCGGCCACGGACCCGAGGUUGCUCGGAGUCGCCGCCCUCUGGAUCGCGGGGGCACUCCUCGCCUACCAGGCGCUCCUCGGCAGAGACGCGAGGCUACGCAGGCUGCUGUGCAUGUGCCUGGCCCUGAUGGUGGUUCCCUUCCUGCCGGCCUCCAACCUCUUCUUCCGCGUGGGCUUUGUGGUGGCCGAGAGGGUGCUCUACCUGCCCAGCCUCGGCUUCUGUGCCCUCGUGGUGGUCGGGGCGGCACACCUCGCAGCGUGGGCACCGCGUCAUUCAAAGAUUCUACAACUGUCAUUGGUGGCCCUACUGGUUGUUUUCAUCUGCAGAUCGAUACAGAGGAGUCACGACUGGAGGAGCGAAGUCGACCUGUAUCGCUCAGGCCUGAAGGUGUGCCCUCUCAAUGCAAAGGUGCACUACAACAUUGCCAAGAACGCCGGUGACAGCGGUCAGCGGGACGCUGCCAUUGAGGGCUAUAGGGAGGCCCUGCGUCUGCACCCGGACUAUGACCAGGCUAUGAACAACCUGGCUAACAUCCUCAAGGACCUGGACCAGUUGUCCGAGGCCAGGGAACUCCUUGAGAGGGCCAUCCAGAUCAGGCCGGAUUUUGCUGCGGCCUGGAUGAACCUGGGCAUUGUCCAGUCAAGCCUGGGGAUGCAGUCCGAGGCAGAGCGCAGCUACCGCAUGGCCAUCCAGCACAGGAGCAAGUACCCGGACUGCUACUACAACCUGGGGAACCUGUACCUGAAGCAGGGCCGGUACGAGGAGGCAUACCGGGCGUGGCGCAACGCCACCCGUCAGCGUCCGAGCCACCUGUCGUCCUGGAACAACCUGGUGAUCAUGCUGGACCAGCGGGGCCUGCUGGCCGAAGCUGAGAGGGCCGCCCUGCAGGGGCUGGCCCAGCUGGGGCAGGAGCCCUCGCUGCACUUCAACCUGGCCAACACCCUGGGCAAGGCAGGAAAGCACCGCCGCUCAGAGCACCACUUCCUCAGGGCCCUGGCCCUCAGCCCAGACAACCCCAGCUACCACACCAACCUCGGUGUGCUAUACCACCGCUGGAAGAAGUUUGACAAGGCAGAGGAGUCAUACCGAAGGGCCCUCCAACUGAACCCAGACCUGAAGAGUGCUCAGGAGAACCUCGAAAUGCUCCUGCAGCAGAAAAGGCCGCAGGGGACGGCGGCGAAACCACAGGACACAAAGAGGAACAGGAGGACGUAGUCGGACCGAAGCGUUCGACAGAGCGUCAUCGGCCGGACGUUCACGUCGCACGGCGAGGAGGGGCGAGCGGGCUGUCCACACUUCUCAGACAGAAAGGCAGUAGCGUCGAGAUUUCUGCAUCACGUACUGAAGGUCCUCACGGAACACAGAUUGGACGCGGGUGCUUCGUCGUUGUUUGAACGAGAGUCCCACCCGAAUGCCGCCGCAGCACCCUUGUCCAAUCCGUACGCCGCACUGGCCCCUAGUACAGUCACCGAUAGAGUGAGAAUGGCAGGGAGGUUCUUCAGUUGUCUCGCUUCCAGCGCAUGCUUCCCACCUUUGGCGACGCCCUGCCAUUCUUAUCCUUUCAGGGACUAUAAGGGACGUAGCCAGCACUGCAGCCUCGUUGACUGGGAGAUGUUGGUGAUGUCCUCUGUUGCUGAGGUAUCUCGAGUCGUCUGCUCUCAAACUUUCACUUCUUUUGUGUCACCCCUUCGUUGUCAUCAUUUAGCUGGGUGACACAGUCAGUUGGUACCCACGGACUUCCCCACCCCACCAGUGUGCAAUGCUGCCGUCGUCUCUUUUCUGGCUACCAAACUUGCGCUUCUCACGCUUGGCUAGAACUGUUCGAAUGCACGUUUUGCAUCAGCUGUUUUGUGCACUGCUCAGAAAGACCAAUGUAGUCACCGCACCGCUGCGGAAAGGAUUGUUGGCGGUUGUACCUUCCACUUUUCCUUUGUGCGUAAAUGGCUUUCUACUUUCCUCCUCCCCAGUACAAGCUGUUGUUUACAUUUUAAAGGAAAGGCUAGGUCCCCUUCCAGACUUUUCCUGCCACACUGCUGCACUUCUGUGACGUGGAAGUCGGGUAAAGCUCUCCAAAUGUUGGAAAAACACUCGGAAGUAGGGUGUGGGUCUUCCGGGUAAUGUUGGACGUUUUCCUUUACUAUACCGCAGUCUUUGGAACGUGUAGGUAAGGUUACUCGGCAAUUUAUAAAUUGUAUGCCUGCCAUCUGCUCAAAACACCACGGUACUCUUAAUAUAUUCCAUGCCCCUUGUGGAGCAUGGCAGAGUGACCAGUGAAAUAAGCCUGUUCGUAACAACACAUUGUGUGAUGCACCGCCCAUUCCCAAGCCAAUGCUGUCCCAGGUAUAAGAUGUUUCUCCCGUUAUUUCAGUGGUGCCACAUUUUAGCUGCGAAUCUUGCUGUUUCCGCUUCAAAAAGUGUGGGUGAAAGUCACACUCCCUGAGCCUAGAUUGUGUGUUGUGUGUGUUACGCUUGCCUGGAAAUCACCUAGCCAUAUCUUUCCUGUUGGUGUGUCAAGCUGAAUUUAUAUGCAGUGUAAGGUGCAUUUUGUUGAUCUUCAUUCUUAAUUCAGGGAUAAGGGCGACACGUGCGAGUCUGCUCUUUGUGUGUAUUUAUAUUUUGUCAUGCCCGUGCGGGUUUUCUUGCCCCCGUGCACUCAUGGUCUUGUGUUCAUAGCUGCCAUUGUACUUAGGUCAGGUUUCUUCCAAACUGAUGAGGAGUCUUGUGUGCCGAUCACUGUACACAUUGACCGCCAUCCUCAUCGUUGUCAGCCAUUCCAUACGACGGUGCGCCGUCAAAUUGUUCAUAUUCACGUUCAAAUUACCAUUACGCAACCAAUGUUAUUUGUUACGCUGAGUUUGUUUGCUCUUGGUUUUGCCUUUUUUUUUAUUGUUAUGAACUCCUUUUGAGGUUUUUUUCUCUGUAUCGGUUUUGCAAUGUCAGUGAUCUAUAUUGCGGGCAGGAGACCAAACAGUGCUACUUGCAGCAUACAUGGAAUGCAGUACCAGUGAGAGCAGGCGAACAUGCACUGCAUGAUUUUAACGACAUCAAGGCAGCCCUGUGUUUUGUUUUUGUUUCUCUGUUUAAAAGGGGGACAUAUACCAAAUCGACUUUCAAGGAUUUGGUGAACCGAAUCGGGUAUAAUAAUAAUAAUAAUCUUGUUAUCUUUCUCAUAGUGCCCACGAAGGCUUGACCAGUAGGCUUGAUAAGAAGAGAGAUACAGAAACAUUUUAUUUGCCUGAUUUUUGCUAACUUCCUCUAGCAACAGAAUUUUUGGGUAGUAAGUAUUAUCCACAGUGGCACAAUAGUGUUAAAUACCUUAUGGAGUUACCUUCCUAAGCCUCAGGACUGUAAUGGAUCUUGUGCAGAGCCUUUAGCUUUUCGAAUGUGUUUCAAGUUCCUCAGACUGACCGAAGAUACAAAUCAAGGGCUGAAUACUCUAAAGAGCAUCGGAUUCCUUUGCUUCUAAUGAAGCAUACACACACAACCGGGAUUGGCUAGUUCAUCUCAUGCGGUACCACUAGAUCAACUGCUCUGGUCCGUAUGACACUCAGCUUGACUGGUAAGUAUGGUUGAGAUAGAUCUUGUUUACCUUAUCAACCGUGCAGGAUGUCACACAGCUAGCCCAAUUAUGCGGUUGCUAGUUUUUCUGAUUUUUCUUGCAAGUUUGAAAAGCUGCCAUCAAAACUAGGGGUAGAAUGGAAUGCACUUAUCUAUGACAUCAACUUAUAAGUGGUAAAACUUAGUGUGUAAGGGAAAACAAAAAAUGUAAAUGCUCAUUUGUGCUGUCUUGCAGUGUAGGAGCAAUAUUUAUACAUACGAUAGCCAGGAUGAGACAGUUCUGACAAUUAUGUUUUGUUCAUUCAUCAGAAUGUUAAAGACAAUUCAGUUUAUGGUGUUGAGAACAUGGGACAGCCUUUACCAAUGAAUAGGGUAACAAUAGAAGUUUAUAAACACACACUUUGUUGUUCUAUGUGCCAGCCACUCCUUUGGUUUUUUUUAUUUAUGCAUUAAUGUUUACUCGAAAGAAAUGGAGGCAAGAAAUCGAUUUUGCGAAGCAGAAUGUACACUUUGCAAAAUUUGGCAUGUCCUGGAAAUCCACCAUAGUAAUGAAGUAGCUCUUUGCAAGACUGAGGUUUACUUCAAACGUUUAAUUUGCAAUGUUAGCUUUGAUCAAACAUCAUUCUCAGUCAUUGUUCAUCAUUGUCUUCUGUCUGAACUGCAUAGCUUGUUCAGUUACUUUCACACCUGCAGCUUUUUUAGAUAUCUGACAUUGCAAAAGCGAUGAGCAGGUUUUUUGGCUUGAUUUGAUUGCCUGUUGGUACAAACUGAACAGAAGUCUGAACUUUUAGAGUGAGUUUUUAUUUGCUUUUUUAUCUUAAGAAGUAGUGUUUAUGUUUUUCUGUUGUUACCACUUUUUUUAUUUCCCUUUUUAUACCAUUGAGCGCAUUGUAAAAUGUAUCGUGUAACUGUGUUGUAAUAGGUGUGAACAUUCAAAGUAAAAGGUUGCUCAUUCUUUUUUUCUUUUUUUCAUGGAACAUGUUUUUUUUUUCCCAUGUGUCUGAUACCAGUGUUGAUCAAUGUGAGCAUUAUAUUUGUAAGCAGUUGUCAGCUUCUUGAACCUAUUUGUAACUGAGUUCUAAAUAUGUAUCACAGGGUGUGGUAAGAGGUAUAUGUCGCAUACUUUGCGCUUUAGCAGAGGGGAGUGCAGUUUUAUGUGAUGGUGUCCUUUUGUAGUGCAUGUCUCACGAAAUAUCCUUACUGGAGUGAGCAGGUAGGUUUGAAGUAAAACCUAACAAAAGCAGAAAGACUGAGCUAGCUGGUAAUCCAAACAAUACACGCUCUUACUGCCCAAGGGGCUGAUCAAAGACAGUGUAAAUUGUUCUUGGCAGUUUGUGUUGUCUGAUUUUUUCUUCUGGCAGCAGUACAUAGUACAUGCAAUUGUAGUAUUGUAUUAUCCGAUGUAUGUUGUGCCACCCUCCCCAUGUUCAUAAUUCAGGAUUUGGAAGGGAGAAUUCCUAUGGUUUCGUGUUUUCGCUAUAUAUAGCGAAAAACCCCAAAAAUUAACCCUUGAACCGGUUUUAUAAAAUUUGGGAAAACCGAAAAACUCUUAGUUCGAGCGAUCCUCAAAGAAGUAACUCCCAAGCUUUGCCAGAAGAAGCCUUCAACUACAGUUUUAUUUUGUGUUUGCCUGGAAUACAGCUCACUAAAUUGUCUGCGAGGUUACUUCUUUGGGAACCACAACCCCAAUUUUGUUUCCUUUUAAAGGUGCAGGGACAUUUUCCAAGUAUUCGAAUGAUGCGCACAUUAUCUGGACGUUGGGAAGUCCUACAUCCCUGUCCUCCUUUUUUUUUUUUCAAUGUAAACUCUGGUACACCCUAAUCUUUCAUCUGACACCAAAAUUGGAUACUGAACAACCCCAAAUCUUUGGGAAAACAUAACUUCCUCCCUCCAGGAAAGUUUGAGUCGCUUUUCCCUUGUCAAUUAACCGGAGGUCUUCAUCAGACAGCCCCUCGCAUCAUUUAGGGUGAGUUUGCUCGUGGGGUUGUUCGGUAUGUAUGACAUACCGAACAACCUUCUGUGAGUUGUUUUUCGUAUACAAGUGCAUUGUUUAGGAACAACUGCGUGACAUCGGGUUUUUCUCCAUCAAACGGCCAAUUCAGGAACUUGCUUCACAUUCUUUGGAAGAUCUUUACAGGGGCUUUUAUUCCUUCGUUGGUUUUUCCGAUACAGUGAUCUCACCACAAAGUGCCAUUUUAGUUUGCUGAAGAGCGAGCUAGUGCGUACUAGGCUCGUAGCGCCCCUUUACCAGUUACGUGAAAUUGUAUUGAUGGAAGUUUUUAUUUUUUUAUGUUUUAUGGUUUUGGGUGUUGGAGCUGGAUUGUCUGUGUUGACGGAAAGAAGGUUGCCUUCUGCGUGCCAUCAUUGAGAGAUUGAAUGGAUCUGCAGGUCAUACAAAGUAUGCCCGUUUCUACACACAAUGUAUACUGUGUACCUAACUGUGGAAGUGUGGUGAUUUUAUACGGGACAAGUACAACAUACGCCUACGGUGUGUUCAGCCUGACCUCUUGUCGACCCAACUGUUUAGCAAUAACUCAUUUAAAGACCUAAAGAAACCAUGAAACAAUUUUCAAGAAUAAUUUUUUUCAAGUCAAUGUAGUUUUCAGCAGGAAGCUUCACUUCUCUAGCAUAGAAUCUAGCAUAAGAGGGGGAUAGGUUCUGAUCUAACAGCCAUUGCAGACGAAUUUAGGAGCUUGAAUCGGUGUUUUCAAGUUUUAUUUCGAGGAUUAUUCAGCCAGAACCUAGAAAUUGUUUCAUGAAUUCUUUAAUACAAAAAUGAGAAAGAACAAAUAUGUGAUUUUAGUGCUUUCUCUACUCUACAUAUCAAGAAGGAUGUUCUUGAGUGGUGAGUGUGUCUUUGGUGUUGGUCCUCCUGCAUGUAACAUUAGAACCAUUCGUCGGCCAGGCUUUGAAUGUGACACCAGCGCACUGUCAGCGACGCAUGCCAUGAGUAGGAUGGACCUAGGGUCAACGAAGUGGACGAGCAUUGGCGAUUAUAUCCUACGGGUUUUGUGUCAUUGGUGGAUAACAUAUCAUUGAGAAAGGACGUUAUUACUGUUGAUAAUGGAGGCUUCCAGCUGACACUGGAGCACCUGUAAUGUCCUCGUGUAAUUGUGUUAUCACUCGGCAGAUUGCUGGUAGUGGGCCCCUCAAUAAAUGUCAGUGCUAUUUAAAA
Messenger RNA from Ixodes scapularis (black-legged tick), 8060 nucleotides. RefSeq names its product protein O-mannosyl-transferase TMTC4 (gene Tmtc4). Gene Ontology annotation, biological process: endoplasmic reticulum unfolded protein response; protein O-linked glycosylation via mannose. The record is from RefSeq and is a predicted model, not a curated record. Lineage: Eukaryota; Metazoa; Arthropoda; Arachnida; Ixodida; Ixodidae. The coding region runs from base 242 to 2542 and encodes 766 amino acids. Gene Ontology annotation, molecular function: mannosyltransferase activity; protein binding. The transcript has 15 exons. Gene Ontology annotation, cellular component: endoplasmic reticulum.